Molecule: messenger RNA, 1305 nt
Organism: Alternaria arborescens
Lineage: Eukaryota; Fungi; Ascomycota; Dothideomycetes; Pleosporales; Pleosporaceae
Exons: 1
Coding region: 1-1305 (434 amino acids)
Biological process (GO): tRNA dihydrouridine synthesis
Cellular component (GO): cytoplasm
Molecular function (GO): tRNA dihydrouridine synthase activity; flavin adenine dinucleotide binding
Source: RefSeq, a predicted model, not a curated record
AUGGCCUCCAACGAGCCCGCCCGCGUCCCCAUCCCCAAGAAUGGCGUCGACUACCGUGGCAAAGUGGUGCUUGCGCCCAUGGUGCGCUCCGGUGAGCUGCCCUCACGCCUCCUCGCGCUCAAGUACGGCGCCGACCUGGUCUGGGGACCCGAGACAAUCGACCGCGCCAUGAUUGGCACUACCAAGAGACUCAAUCCACAUACGCAGACGCUGGAGUUCUCGCGCCUGCCCACUUCAAAGAUCAAAAACCCCACGCUCGAUCCCGAGAACCGCGAGAGCGUCAUAUACCGCAUACAUCCAGAGCUGGAGAAGGGAAAGCUCAUAUACCAGAUUGGAACGGCGAGCCCAGAGCUGGCAGUGCAGGCAGCCAAGAUGGUGGCAGCGGAUGUCGCGGGCAUUGACGUUAACUCCGGCUGCCCCAAGCCCUUCUCCACGUCUGGUGGUAUGGGCGCUGCGCUGCUGAGGACGCCAGAUCUGCUUUGCAACAUUUUAACAAGUUUGGUUGAAGAAGUAGGAAAGCCAUUCGAGAUCGGCAUUAGCGUCAAGAUUCGAAUUCUAGACACGCCUGAAGAAACGGCGGCACUGGUAAAGAGACUUGUGCGCACCGGAAUCACGGGUCUCACAGUACACUGCCGAACGACACCCAUGCGACCGAGGGAGCGCGCCAUCAGACACCAGCUCAAGAUGAUCGGAGAAAUAUGUCACGAAGCAGGCGUCGCAUGCCUCAUGAACGGCGACGUCACAUCGCGCACCGAAGCCUUCAAGCUCGCAGAAGAGUUCAACGUCGACGGCGCAAUGAUUGCAACCGAAGCCGAAAAGAACCCCAGCUGCUUCCGACCCGACGCAGAGGGCGGCCCUCACGAGUGGCGGUCGCAGUGGAAGACCGUUGUCACCGAAUACAUGCGUUUUGCACUACAAGUGGAGAACCGCUGGGGCAACACAAAGUAUCUGCUCAGUCAGAUGAUACCUGGGAAGGAAAAGGCAUAUGCAGCUAUGAACAAGUCAAAGUGCUACACAGACGUCAUCAAGGCGCUGGGCUUGGAGAACGUGGAUGACUUGUUGCAACAGGCAAACACUGUUGACGAGCAUCUGGGUAUACCCAUGAACGAAUCGCGCGCUUCCAAGCGGGCGAGAGUCAAGGAAGCCCAGAAGACCGACGGAGAUACUCAGAAGACAGAAAAACGCAAGGAGCGGGACGAAGAAGAGCCCGAAGCUAAGCGCAUCAAGGUACCUGAGGUAGAGCCAGAAGCGGCUAUGGCCCUUCCUCCACAAGAGAUGACGGCCCCUGCUGCGCUGAGCGUAUGA